This is a messenger RNA of Brassica rapa (field mustard), 7886 nucleotides long. Its product is annotated as protein RRP6-like 3. Gene Ontology annotation, biological process: nuclear polyadenylation-dependent CUT catabolic process; nuclear polyadenylation-dependent rRNA catabolic process; DNA topological change. NCBI's taxonomy places the organism in Eukaryota, Viridiplantae, Streptophyta, Magnoliopsida, Brassicales, Brassicaceae. The record is from RefSeq and is a predicted model, not a curated record. Gene Ontology annotation, molecular function: nucleotide binding; 3'-5'-RNA exonuclease activity; single-stranded RNA binding. Gene Ontology annotation, cellular component: nuclear exosome (RNase complex); nucleolus.
ACCUUUUUGGGCCAACCAAACCAAAUGUAUAGGUCCAGUAACAGGCCUGUUUAGUUUAUAACUAAAGACACGUGUCAAAAUAUUACGGGCUUAUGACUUAAACACGUGUCAAGAUCUCCAUGGGUCUCUGUCGCCGUUGACAACAAAGUGCUUAAGGUAACCUAACACGGAGGUGGCGGCAAGAUUUGGUCUGAAAAAACACCAACGAACACUUUUGAUUCGAGAUUCGAAGAUACUCAUAAUGGUGGUCAACGAAAAGGUCAAACUCGCAAUCACCGUAGCCUCUCUUGUGGCGGCGACGAUUCUACUCGCGGCGGAGUAUCGGCGGCGGAGGAGGAGGAAACAGACAUCUUCUCCGAGCUCGUGUUAUCUCCAUUCCGACAUGAAGCCGCAGUUCGGCUUCAAACGCGUCCUUGCGGACAACUCUUACUCUGGAUUCAAACACUUGAAGAAGAAGAAGCUCGAGGAUGGAGGAGAGAAGCCUUCAAACUCUCAUCCGUACGAAAGUGAGAUCACUGUGUUGUUAGAGAGUCCUCGUCUUGAUGAGUUUGAGUUCUUGAGGGGAGAGUAUUCACUGGAGAUGAGUGGUUCAUACGUGUGGGUUGAGACUGAGUCUGAGUUGAAGAAGCUUGCGGAAACAUUGGCGAAAGAGAAAGUUUUUGCGGUUGAUACAGAGCAGCAUAGUUUGAGAUCGUUUCUUGGUUUCACUGCUUUGAUUCAGAUUUCUACGCAAGAGGAGGAUUUUUUGGUGGAUACUAUUGCGUUACAUGAUGUGAUGAGUAUACUUCGUCCUGUUUUUUCCAAUCCUGAUAUUUGUAAGGUGUUUCAUGGAGCCGACAACGAUGUUAUCUGGCUUCAAAGAGACUUCCACAUAUAUGUUGUUAAUAUGUUUGAUACUGCCAAGGCAUGUGAGGUGUUGGCAAAGCCUCAAAGGUCACUGGCAUAUUUACUUGAGUCAGUUUGUGGAGUGUCUACUAACAAAUUGCUGCAACGUGAAGACUGGAGACAGCGUCCUCUGUCAGAAGAGAUGGUGCGUUAUGCCAGAACAGAUGCACACUAUCUACUCUACAUUGCCGAUAGUAUGACUGCUGAGCUCAAACAACUAGGCAUUGAAGAUUCAUCUAGCACCGAUGACAAAUUCAGUUUUCUUCUCGAGGCUAGUAGACGCUCAAACAUGAUCUGUUUACAACUCUACACUAAAGAGACCGAAGAUUUUCCCGGGAAUGCAGCUGCUUCCUCGUUAAUUUAUCGUCAUUUAAACGGCCAUGAAGACAACUCUUCCAUCUCCUUGGAUCCAAAGUUCCAGGAGCUUGUAAGAGAACUUUGCGCAUGGAGAGACUUAAUGGCACGGAUUCACGAUGAAAGCACACGGUAUGUCUUGUCUGACCAAGCCGUCAUCGCUCUUGCUUCUAACCAGCCAACUACACCUGAGCAAAUACAUGAUUCUAUAUCUCAAGCUGACUCGGCUUCAGAGUCGGCUGUUAUAACUAGUCAUCUGGAUGACGUUCAUCAACUGACUCAACACAAGUUAGGCAAGCUUGACGUUAUCUUACCACUAGUCCUCGACAAAUGCUUGGGAACAGAAGGAACAUGCCCCAUCUCCGUCUUCAACUACUCGCUCUUGAUCAACUUCAACACAAAGCUAACCACAAACCGCUCUACCCCCAAGAGACGCAAUAACCUCAAGAGGUUCACACGGAAGACAUCAAGAGACCUCUUCGUCAAGAAAUUCUCCUGCAAGGCUCCUGUUUACCACAACUGCAGAAUCUACGCCAACGACGGGCGGUUACUAUGCUACUGCGAUAGAAGAAAGCUAGAAUGGUACAUGAGCCGUGGUCUUGCCAAACUAGUUGAAGAAGAUCCCCUCGCGAUAAUGCUUCUGUUCGAACCAAAGGGGCGUCCUGAAGACGAAGGGAAUGAUUUUUACAUCCAGAGCAAGAAGAACAUUUGCGUUGGGUGUGGCGAAGGGGAUCACUAUCUUCGUUACAGGAUAAUACCUUCUUGCUAUAGAGUUCAUUUCCCUGAGCAUUUGAAGAGUCACAGGUCUCAUGAUAUAGUUCUGCUUUGUGUGGAUUGUCAUGAGGUCGCGCACGCUGCUGCCGAGAGGUAUAAGAAAGAAGUGGCUAAGGAGUUUGGGAUCCCUCUCUUUGUUCGUAGAGUGCUUGAUUCGGUGGAGUGUGAAUCAUCAGCAGGUGGUGACAGUGAAGAUGCAGGUGUGUCUCCGUUGCAUCUUAGAACAGCUGCGAUGGCGCUGUUGAGGCAUGGGAAUAGGAUGCCAUCUAGUCGCCGUGAGGAGUUGUUGCAGACUGUGAAGAUGUAUUACGGUGGAAGAGAGAUAUCUGAAGAAGAUUUGGAAAAGGCUUUGCUUAUUGGGAUGAGUCCUCACGAGAGAAGAAAACUCGAAAGGAAGAAAGGUGUCACUGUCUCUGUCAAACAAGAAAACAGUAACAAUGGUUCGGUAGAAGAACAUAGUGAGGAAGCUCCUCCUGGAGGUGAUAUGAAUGGAGAGAGUAGCGUGGUUGGUGAUGAUAGUGGAGGAGAUGGAGCUCCGGAGCUGAAUGAUACUCAAUGUAAUGGAAACAUAUUGCACCAGCAGAACUCGAAGCUCUCUUUGUUGGGACAUGGACCGCACGGGAAACAGGUUGUAGAGUAUCUUUUGAAGGAGUAUGGAGAGGAUGGUGUUCGAGAUUUCUGUCAGAGAUGGAGGAAAGUGUUUGUUGAUGCUCUUCAUCCUCGCCAUUUGCCUGGUGGGUGGGAUGUUACUCACAGUGGACGAAGAGACUUUGGCGAGUUCAGCGUUUAUAAUCCAACAAAGAAAGUCUCCACCGGAAAUGAGCUCUAAAAAGUCUGGUGCAUGGAAGAUUAAAAGUUAAGUUGGAGUUCUCGGUAGCAGCCUAAGAAUCUUGUGUCAAACACUGAGAACUGUGAUCAAUGCCGUUGCAGAUAAUUUUUUUUAAUUAAAAUGGCACCCAUGUGAACUGUGUUCUGAUCAAUGCCGUUACAUAUUAAGGCUAUAGUUUUUUUAAUGCAUUUUUAACAUAAGUCAAAACAAGUUCUAAAGUAAAGUAGCUGCAUUAAAAACAAAGGUAUGAUGGAAUAGGCUUUGUGGAAAGCAUGUACACAUUUAUCCGAAAUUAAAGAAUCCAGCUAAACUGAACUGAAAAGUAAGUUCAGUUCAAUUUUGGAUCCUAUUAAUUAUCCGAUCGAAUCUUAUAUCUCUAAAACCAAAAUAGUAAAAUCAAACGGGAACAAAUCAAAAACCGAAUAAGUAUCCGAAUUUCGAUGUUACACAUAAAUAUUAAUUAUAUAAUUUUCAAAUAAAUAAAUAUUUUAAAAAUUCUUUUUAUAAACCAAAUUAUUCAAAAGAAAACAAUCACCCGAAUACAUUUCAUCAAAAAUCCUUUUAUGUAAUAUUUUUUUAUGUAAACUCAUGUAAGCCAAAAUCCCUUGAACACUAUAUUAAUUGAAGAACAUUACAACAUUGUUUUGUAGCCACGUGUCACCAUGAGAAUGAAAUUUAGAAUUCUUAAAUAAAUAGGUUGGUCCAUAUUAUACUUUUUAUUAAACUAACUACUAAAUUGAUAAAUAGUGUACAAAAAAAUAUUCUCGCAUUUUCUUUAAAUAAACGCCACAGAAUUGCCUUAUAUAGUUAAUGCAUAUAUGACAAUUAAUGAUUAUGAAUAAUAAAUAUUUGAUAAUAGUUUUUGUAUUUUAGCUCUUUUUUAUUUAAUUUUAUAUUAUUGAAAUAUUUUAAACAAUCAUAUUGACCAUAUAAUUAAAAACAAUUUCUUAUAUGUUAUAUUUUGAGUUUUUAAAACAGCUAUAAAUUAAUAAAAACGUUAAAUGUCUCACACUAAAAUUUUGUGAUCAAUGAUUUAACUUUUUUGUAAUAAAAAAAUACAAAUGAUCAUAAAUCGUAUGAAUAUGAAGUCUCAUUUACUAGACAUUCGUAUUAUAUAUUAUUAUAGUUUAAAAUUAAACUAUAUAACAUAGAAAAAUACUUAAAUAUGAUAAUUUCUAAAGUUUUAUUGAAAAUGUAUUGAAACCUUGAUAUUUUAAUUUUGAAAUUUGCAUUCAAAAAAUUGCACAUUAGAAUUUUUUGUUUAUCACAUGAGUAUGAAUUUUCAAUAAUAAAUAUUUAUAUUAAAAUAUACUAUAUAUAUAUGUCUAUGUCAUUGAAAUUUAGUUAUAUAACAUAUAAAAUAAAUAAAAUGAAUAUUUUGAUUUAUCUACUAAAAAAUAUCGUAAAUAAACAAGAUGUAUUGUUUUGAUUUAUGUGUUUAAUCUAAUUUAUUUAUAUACAUAAUACUUAAAUGAAUAUAAAUAAAUAAUAAUAGAUAAAAAAAUUUAUAUAUAACAUUCAUUCCGCGCAAUUGCGCGGGUCUUAAGCUAGUUGAUAAAUUAAUUUAAAUCUCCAUCUAUUUUUACAGCUCAAUUGCCAUAAUUAUCUUAAAAGCAUUUUUUUUUUUGAGAAUUUUCACAAAUUUAAGUGUUUUAUUAUAUAUAAAAUUAUAUUAUAUAUGAAAAUGUUAUUUUAUACAUAAAUUAUUGUAUUGUAUGUGUAUAUCUUCUUGAGUACUUUUCAAUUUUUUUUGGCUUUAUCAAUAACUUGCUAAGCUCGAGUAAACCGGAGGUGUGAAAAAAAAGAAGAAGAGAGUUUGCAUUAUAUUUGUAACGAUGAAUCAUAAAAUUAAAAAAAAAAGUUUAAAGUCCAAUAUACCCUUAAGAAAUGAAAUUUAUAUGCUUUAUCGAUACAUGCCCAAUUAAUGUGGGCUUUAGCAUGCAUAAUACGAAAACGGAGAGAUUAAUUUCCCAAAAAAAAGGAACUCUUUUGGCCCAAUAAAAAGUAAUACCAACUCUUCGGAAUCUACUCAAUUGUCUCUUCCUCCAAUAAAAAGUAAUACGAAAUUCUUUGGAAACAUACACCAAGUGCAUGCAGAAUGUGAAAUUAAUAUCUUCUUCCAUUUCUCUAAUUAUUAACCUUUACUUUAACCAAUCAUGCAGACACACUCCAUUUUCUCGUGUUGUAUAAGAACAGAGAUAAACUACACUUCUCACUCUCAGAUAAUCAUUACUCAAGUGUCUCCGCCAUGAAGCCGCAGCGGCAGAACGUCCGGGAGGGUGGUCUAACCAUUUCUCUACGCGUAAUGCGAUCGAUGAUCAAACUUCAUCAAAAUUCAUUGCUGCUUCCUGAUGAUCUCAUUUUAGAGAUAUUCUCAAGAUUGCCCUCGAAGUUCAUAGCGAGAUGCCGUUGCUUAUCCAAGCUAUGGGCGUCAACGCUUCGAGAUCAAGGUUUCACAGAGUUAUUCUUGAACAGAUCUUGCGCUCGCCCUCAGCCUCUAUUCACCUUCCAAAAUGACAGUGAUGUUGAAUUUUUCUCUUCCGGAUUUUGAGAUUGAGGCGACGAGAAAAAGACAACCUUACUGUCAUCUUGGAAGGUGAAUAGAAGUUGAGGGCAAGCGCAAGAUCUGAUCAAGAACAACUCUGUGAAACCUUGACCUCGAAGCGUUUACGCCCAUAGCUUGGAUAAGCAACGGCAUCUCGCUAUGAACUUCGAGGGCAAUCUUGAGAAUAUCUCUAAAAUGAGAUCAUCAGGAAGCAGCAAUGAAUUUUGAUGAAGUUUGGUCAUCGAUCGCAUUACGCGUAGAGAAAUGGUUAGACCACCCUCCCGGACGUUCUGCCGCUGCGGCUUCAUGGCGGAGACACUUGAGUAAUGAUUAUCUGAGACUGAGAAUUGAAGUUUAUUUCUGUUCUUAUACAACACGAGAAAACGGAGUGUGUCUGCAUGAUUGGUUAAAGUAAAGGUUAAUAAUUAGAGAAAUGGAAGAAGAUAUUAAUUUCACUUUCUGCAUGCAAUGCUUAGUGUAUGUUUCCAAAGAAUUUUUUUUUUAACACUGAAAGUUUCAUUCAUCAUUAAGGGAAAAACCCAAUCAAGGACGAAGCCUCAACCAAAGUACGUGGAGUACAGGCUCGGGGACAAAAUGAGACCCUAAAAGCCAAAAAUAAAAAUAAAAUCAACUACCAAUAGGUAGUAUUACAGCAACGUACUUUGUGUAUGUUUAGUGUAUGUUUCCAAAGAAUUUCGUGUUGUAUUUUCUUGGAGGAAGUGACAGUUGAGUAGAUUCCGAAGAGUUGGUAUUACUUUUUAUUGGAUCACGAGAGUUCGUUUUGUUUUGGAAAUUAAACUCUCCGUUUUCGUAUUAUUAUGCAUGCUAAAGCCAACAUUAAUUGGGCAUGUAUUAUAAUUGUUAUAAUUUGGAUUUGUUAUAUUAACCGAAGUCAAAACAAGUUGUAGAAGUAAAGCGGCUGCAUAAAAGAAAACACGAAGAGUUCGUGCAUGGGCUUUAACGUGCAUAAUCUCUAAUUCUUGAUUUUCUUUCUUUAAAGACUUUCAAAACCAAUACGAACUCUCCCUCCAAGAAAUAAACACACAAAGAGUUCGAUACGAACUCAAGUCUUUCCAGAACGAUAACGAACUCUACUCAAGAGUCUCCGCCAUGCAACCACCGCGGCAGAACGUCUCGAAGGGCGGCGAACUAACCAAUUAUCGAGGCGUUACACGAUCGAUGACCAGACGUCAUCGGAACUCAUUGCCGGUACCUGACGACCUCGCUAUGGAGAUAUUCUCGAGGCUGCCGCCGAAGGCGGUGGCGAGAUGUCGUUGCGCAUGCAAGCUCUGGUCCUCCAUGCUUCGCCGUCAAGAUUUCACAGAGCUUUUCUUGACCAAAUCUUGCGCUCGCCCUCAGCUCCUUUUCGCCAGGGAAGAUCGCAGCGUCAGUAAGUAUAUCUUCAUCUCGUCACCUCAGCCUGAAAAUCCCCAAGAGAACUCGUACGUUGUAGCCGCCAAUCAUCUUGCGCGUUUCCCACGUUCCAAUGGAUUCUAUGGUUGUACUUGUACCAGUGGCUUCUUCUGUUAUGGAGAUGACCGGAACCUUAAGGGGCUGCAAAGACCAGUGCAUGUUCCGGUGAUAUGUAACCCCAGCACGGGACAGUCCUUGACCAUGCCCAGAUUAAUCUCGAAAAAGAGGUAUGGAGUGCAAAGCUAUCUUGGAUAUGAGCCGAUAGAGAAAGAACUCAAGUUAUUGUCGAUGAACAACUCGCUUGUAAGUGAUGAGUGGAUCUCUGUGGAGCACCAAGUUCUGACAUUAGGAACCAAGAAACUGUCAUGGAGGUUGGUCGAGUGUUGCAUCCCACAUCGUUCUUCAAGUAAGUGGAUAUGCAUCAGUGGUGUUCUUUACUACGCAGCUACUGCAGCUGGAUCUUCCGAGAAUUCUAUGGUCGUUUGUUUUGAUUUGAGGUCCGAGAAGUUCAGCUCUGUCAAGUUCGGUAAAGCAAUGCCUGAUUCAACGACUCUGGUAAACUACGAUGGGAAACUAGGUUUGCUUAUGUCUGGAGAUUCUCAUGAUGUUAGUGGAGCAAGAACAAGUUUUGAGCUGUGGGUUGUACGAGACGCUGCAAAGCACGAGUGGUUCAAUCACAUAUACGUAUUACCACCUUCCUGGGAGGAUGUGGUUUCAGAGACCAUGUACAUUGCUGGAAUGAUUGGUACAAAUGAAAUCGUCUUCUCCCCGAGCUACCAAAGAGUGCCUUACUAUGUCAUCUACUUCAACGUGGAGAGAAAGACCAUCACAAAAGUUGGAAUCCAAGGACUAGAAGCGUUUCAUGGUGGGAGUUUCCACACCUAUCUUAACUACGUUCAGAAUGUGAAGCUUCUUUAAGCAUUUUAUAAGUGAGAGACAAGUGUAGUUUUCAUUUUGUGUGUUUCGUUUUCUUCUAGCAUCUUAGUUUGAAAAGGUCCACCUGUUGUGGAUGAUAUAGGUAAUCUUCUUGUUACAGACUCUUUACAAAUGUAUAUACUAAUCCAAAACAGAGAGUUUAGAAUGUGA